AUGUCUGCUGCCCUCGACCCCUUACUUGCAAUGCCGCCAGCAACUCGGUUUCUUCUUAUCGUGUCUGUGGCCGUCUCGUUGGCGCUAUCUACGAACGUGCUUUCACUAGACGCAUUGACGUUCCUGCCAUUGACGCAAUUGAUAAGGAAUACGCCUUUUAAGAUGAAGAGUAUUGGCUCGCUGGCGCUAUUAGUGGUUGCCAACGGUCACCGCUUCUUCACGGCGUUUUUCGUCGUGCAGGGCCUUAACCAAAGCGGCGUGAGUGUUCUCUUAAACAUCUAUAAGUUGUACUUCUUUUCGAACAACUUGGAGAACUCGCAGGGCCGCUUCCGCCGCAACUUCCCCGACUACGUGUGGUUUGUGUUGGUGUGCGGCUUUUUCUUGGUGGCCAUCAAUGUGUUGGUGGCGCCUCCGCUCUUUGCACUGUCGUUCCCGCACUCGCAGCUUCUGUCGAGCAUCACGUUCAUGUGGCUGCGGACGGCGAUGAACGAGAACAUCAAGUUUUUCGGGAUCGUGCCCAUCAAGGCGUACUACCUUCCGUUCUUCGACUUGGCCAUUGCUGUUAUGGGCGACAAGUGGAGCGCCUACGACUGCGUCGUGGGCAUUCUUGCCGGGUACUUGUACGAGUGCAUCCAGUCGGAUACCUUGCCCAUCUACAAUUUGGUUCCUGGCGCUUACAACCACGGUCUCCACGACAACUCCAAGAAGGUGGGGUUCAACGUGACGCCGCGGGUGGUACAGUUCCUGCCCUCGAUCUUUGAUUUGGGUUAUUUGAAAGCGCCCACUUUCUUGUACCGCAUGCUCAAGUAUCCGCUCAACACGUCCGAACGGACCACAGCAUUUACCAAGAAACCUGUGGUGGGAGUUGCUGCAAGUUCUGGAGCCAGCAGUGGGUACCGAGCCACUGCGGCACGUUCUUCUGCAUUUUCAGGCAAAGGACGCCGUCUUGGCGAUUAG
Messenger RNA from Australozyma saopauloensis, 957 nucleotides. RefSeq lists its product as uncharacterized. Gene Ontology annotation, molecular function: ubiquitin-specific protease binding; misfolded protein binding. Bases 1 to 957 code for a protein of 318 amino acids. Lineage: Eukaryota; Fungi; Ascomycota; Pichiomycetes; Serinales; Metschnikowiaceae. Gene Ontology annotation, biological process: endoplasmic reticulum unfolded protein response. The record is from RefSeq and is a predicted model, not a curated record. Gene Ontology annotation, cellular component: Hrd1p ubiquitin ligase ERAD-L complex; endoplasmic reticulum membrane. The transcript has a single exon.